UGCGAGGGGAGCAGAGCGGGUAUCCCUUCUUGUCUCCAGGUCACCAGCGCACAGGAAGAUGCUCACUGCUCGGUGGAUGAGUGCGUGAAUGAUCGGCUGCUGCCUUCAUGUCACCUCGGAGCCCCUUCUUUCCUUCUGCUCCAGACGCUCACACAGACCCUAAAGAACCCUGCAUCUCGAGGACCACCCCCACCCCCACGCCGCCCCGCCGAGGGUCUAAAUGAGGCAGCGACCCUCCGGUCAAGGCAGGCGUUGACCAGCUCCCUGGUGUGCACAGCGGUGCUCGGGUGGGACAACCGUAGGAGACUCGCCGUGUCCCAUGCCUCGGUGUCCUCCGAGGUCCUGGUCCUGGCUCUGGCGCUGCAGGCACGCGCCCGAGAUGGGGGGCAGGGCAGGGGUCUCCUCCUUGCCUGCUCCUCUCCGGGCAGGUCUCCGGGGUCCCUGGGCCGAGGGGUGUCCUCCGCUCUGUGCAGAGAGGGGACCAGCUCCGGCUCCCGAGUUCCUCUUCUGUGAACGGCCGAGUCUCGUGCUCCUCCCGGCUUCCCGUGGGUCUCCCCGGGGCCCUCCCUCCCUUUCACUUUCCCCUUCUCUUUUCAGACACAGGACGCGCAGAAACCCUCCGACUCAGAGAUGCUGCGGCUGCUGCUGCCCCUGCUGUGGGCGGGUGCGCGGGCGCGGGGAGGCGGCGCGGGCUGGGCUCACCCCGGUUUCCCCGCAGGGUCCCUGGCUCAGGUACCCCGGCUGGAAGUGCAGGAGUCCGUGGCGGUGCAGGAAGGCCUGUGUGUCCGCGUGCCCUGCUCCAUCCGUCCUUGGGGCUACCGGGCCAUCUCUAGUCCAGUUCAUGGCUACUGGUUCCGGGAAGGGGCCAGCGUGUUCCAGGAUGCUCCCGUGGCCACGAACAACCCAGAUCGUGAGGUGCUGAGGGAGACCCGGGGCCGAUUCCGCCUCCUUGGAGACCCCCGGAAUAACGACUGCUCCCUGGACAUCAGAGACGCACAGAGAGGGGACACGGGGACGUACUUUUUUAGGGUGGAUGGAGGGCCUUUUAUGAAAUAUAAUUACAAACAGGACCAGCUCUCUGUGCACGUGACGGCUCUGACACAGACACCUGACAUCCAUGUCCAGGGGGCCCUAGAAUCUGGCCGCCCCAGGAACAUCACCUGUGCGGUGCCCUGGGCCUGUGAGAGGGGGACACCCCCGACCUUCUCCUGGACUGGUGUCGCCCUCACCUCCCUGGACCCCAAGACUCUCCAUUCCUCAGUGCUCACCCUCACCCCGGGGCCCCAGGACCAUGGUGCCAACCUCACGUGUCGAGUGACCUUCCCCGGAGCUGGCGUGAGUGUGGAGAGGAGCGUCAGGCUCAACGUGUCCUAUGCUUCACUGACUGUCCGGGUCUUCCGGGGAAAUAGCACAGAAAUCCUGGGCAAUGCCACCUCCCUGCACAUCCAGGAGGGCCAGUCCCUGCGCCUGGUCUGUGUCAAUGACAACAACCCACUCUCCAUGCUGAGCUGGUUCCGUAGAAGCCUGUCCCUGAGCCCCUGCCAGCCCUUGGAUCCUGGGGUCCUGGAGCUGCCCCACGUGGUCUUAGGAGAUAGAAGAGAAUUCACCUGCCGAACUCAGCACCCGGGGAGCUCCCACUGUGUCUCCCUGAACCUGGUUGUACAAGGAUGCCUGGGAUCUGAGCUGGGCCGUGAGCAGGAUUAAGAUGUGGACUUAAGGAAACACACACCUCCACCUUCCGCCCUCUUUUCCUCUUCCAGGUGCAGAGGCGCACAAGGGGAUAUGGCUGAGAGGUGUGACUGAGCGCCCUUCCUCCAGGCAGCCCUCCAGAGCCCCGACAGGUGGAUGAAAAUUCACCAACCCCCUGUCUCCUGACACUCACCCCUGCACCCGUCUGCGAACAAGGUGGUACUGGAUGGCCCUGCCUCCUGUCCAGAAAUAGCAUCUCUUCACUUCUGGUCUCCAAGACUUUUCCAGAUAAUUCUACAAGAACAGUUGGGAGGGCACAUGAGGAAAUAUUUUUAUUACUCAAUUGAACUAUACUCCACAUAAUAUUUUUGCGUCUGUGUGCUUCCCUUAGUGGGGUUUUGCUAAACCCAUAAUGCAACCCCUUAAUAUAGUGUCAUAAAUCCCAUAAUAUAUUGUUUUUUAAAAGAGAUUUUUUUGAAUUAGGAAAAUGAACUCUUAUAUUUAUCCACCUAGGAACCAUUUCAAUUGCUCUCCAUUCCUUUGGAUUGCAAAAAUAAGAUCCCCUAAGGAGAAGUAAACAUAAGCGGAAGCCCCUGUGGAAAGAACACAGCAAAUGGGCCCGACGUGGCUAACAGGGACCCAAAAGAAAAUGAAAUCAGGCAGUCAUGACAGACGCGGGGUUCGGUCACGUACUCUGUGUUCUUUAGAAAAACCACAAACAAACACUUUAAAGGCAAUAAGUACUUCUGAUUGUGCUGAGGGUCCCUGGAAAACCCCUAAGGAGAUGCUCCAAUGAUAGUCAUCAUCAGAAACUUGCAGUCAGGCUUCAAGAAUCUUCCAGUCCCCUUGACAAGUCUCCCAACUGUGGCUUCUGUGGUUUCUGCUUUUAAAAAAUCCCUCACCCCUUCAACUCCCAGGAACGUACUUUUAGUUACAGCCAAAGGCUGCUUAGCCCUGGUUUGCAAACCUUGUGAACAAUGAAGCCGUCCUUUGGCUUUAAGAUAACCCUGACUCUUUUCUCAGGUUUAUUUCUACCUUAUGAUGAUGGUAUGAUUUCUCUAUAGCAUAAUUUUCCUUUCAUCUGAAGAUCUGCUCAUAUAUUUUUGUAGUGUGGGUAUGCUGGUGAUGGGCUCUCUCAGCCAUUGUUUGUCUGGGAAAAAGUUUUCAUUUACAUUAGCUUUGGAGAGAGAUUUUAUUGGAUAAGGAAUUCUAGGUUAACAUUUUCCCCCUUUCUGUUGUUCAAAUUCUUUUGGCUUGCAUGGUUUCUUCUGAGAAUUCUGCUGUGAUCUUCGUCUUUCUUUCUUUGUGGUUUAUAUUUUUCUCCGACUGGUUUUAAUAUUUUCUCUUUUUGCACUGGGUUUAAAUAAUUUGAUUAAUUUGUGCCUUGAUGUGCAAGUGUGUGUGUGUGUGAGAGAGAGAGAGAGACAGAGAGAGAGGGAUAGAUUAUCCUACUUGGAGUAUUUUGAGUAUCUUGAAUCUGAAAUUUUAUACCUGUGAUUAAAUUUGUAGAAAUUGAAGCCAAUAUUUAUUUAAAUAUAUUGUAUUCUUUCUCUCUCUGUUCUCCUCUGGGUCUCCAGUUUUACAUAUGUCAUAUUGCUCAAUAUUAUCUCAUGGAUAACUGAGCCUCUGUUCACCAUUUCCAGCCUUUUCUCUCUGUAUUCUUUCGUCUGAAUAGGAUCUGUUGCUACAUCUUCGAGUUUACUGAUUAUUCUUCCACAAUAUUGAAUCUGUUGUUUGUCUCAUUCAGUGAACUUCUUAUUUCAGAUCAUUAUUUUCUUCUCUCAAAGUCAAUUUCCUUAGUCUUUAAUCUUACAUUUGUUCUUUAUUAUAUUAAUGUUUUCCUUUACAUCCUUGAGUAUAUGGAACAUAUUUGUAAUAAAUAUUUAAAUGUUUUGGUCUGCUAGGUCUGUCUCUUCUGUCAUGUCUAAAUUUGAUUCCAUUGAAUGAGUUUUCUCUUAUUAAGUGUCACAUGUUCCUACUUUGUGUGUCCAGUAAUUUUUCACUGAGUGCUGAACAUUGUCAAUUUUAUGUGACUAUUGACUUGGUCUGGUUCUAUUUCUUUAAAUAAUAUUGGUCUUUUCUUCGAUGGCAGUCAUGUUAUUUGCAUGUUGGGUCAAUAUUUUAAAGGUUCUUUAAUUUUUUAUUGAAGUCGUAUUGAUGUACAAAAUUAAGUUAGUUUCAGGUUACUACAGAGUGAUUUGACAUUCGCAGACAUUAUGAAAUGAUCACCAUGAUAAGUCACCUAACCAUUUGUCCCCAUAAAAAUUUAUUACAGUAUAAUUGAACAUAAGCCAUAUGGAUGUAAUACAGAAUGGAAUUUUAUUUUAUA
Camelus dromedarius (Arabian camel) is the source of this 4018-nucleotide messenger RNA. Its product is annotated as sialic acid-binding Ig-like lectin 14. Gene Ontology annotation, molecular function: sialic acid binding. Gene Ontology annotation, biological process: cell adhesion. Gene Ontology annotation, cellular component: plasma membrane. The transcript is spliced from 5 exons. Bases 631 to 1704 code for a protein of 357 amino acids. Lineage: Eukaryota; Metazoa; Chordata; Mammalia; Artiodactyla; Camelidae. The record is from RefSeq and is a predicted model, not a curated record.